Messenger RNA from Notechis scutatus (mainland tiger snake), 1816 nucleotides. Lineage: Eukaryota; Metazoa; Chordata; Lepidosauria; Squamata; Elapidae. The record is from RefSeq and is a predicted model, not a curated record.
AAGGGUUUUAUUUCCAAGACAUUGGAUUCUGUCAGUGCUCAGUUUGCUGCUUCAGCCUUGAUUACAUCAGAACAGCUCAUGGGAUUCAGAAUGAAGGAUGAUGUGGUGCUUGGAAUUGGGAUGAAUGGCAUCCUUCAAUCCUCAGGAUUAUAUAAAGGCUUACACUUCAGUAGUACUCUGCCUACAUCACUUGUACAUACAAGCUCAUCAAUAGCAGGUUCAGCCAUAUUACAGCCUUCAAAUAUAACAGAGACUUUAAGUUCUCACAGUGCACUGAGUCACCAUGUAACUGCUGCCAAUUCUACAACAACCCAGGUUCUGUUUGGGAACAACAUUAGAUUAACUGUACCCUCAUCUGUUGCCACUGCAAACUCUAUUAAUAUGCUCAAUGCAUGUCACAUGCCUAGGACUCUAAGUGCUGUUCCAUCAUCUGCCUUAAAGCUGGCUGCAGCAAACUGUCAGGUGCCAGCCUCAUCCUCUGUGAACACAGUAUCAAGAGAAAACCAUGAAACAGAAAAGUCAGCACUGAACAAUAUAGCAGACAAUGCAGUAGCAAUGGAGGUGACGUAAUGAAACUCCAACUUCUGUGAACUUGUUUAGGUGUUCUGCAUCAGCAAUUUGAAUGCAAGGGAGGAUGGAAUGCAGCAUAUUGUUUCCGUGGUAGCUGUGGGAACUUGACAGCAGUGCAUAUCUCUCAUGCUUUGGUUUUACUGUUAAUAGGAAAGAACAUCUGUAAAUUAAUAUAACAGCAAUUAUCUGUAUAAUGCUUCAUAUUUGUAAUUCCGUUGUAUAUAUGUUAAUUGAAUACAGAACUGUUCAUUUGUGAUGCUUUGCACUUGGGGGGGGGGAGAAUUGCAACAAAGAGCGUAAGAAGUGAGAUUGUAUAGAGAUGAAGUCUCAUGACAUCAUGUGCAUGGUGAGGAACCUGCUGUUUUAUCUAUUUAUUGUACUGUGUUUACAGUUUUUGUACACUGUACCUUCAUUUGUUCCUGUGUGGUAGUAAAUGUGUUAGAUAGCUGUGGACUCCUUGAUAGUUUGUAAAUGGUAUUAACAAAACUUGCUUCCCUCACUGGGACCUUGAGUUUUUUGUGUAUCAUGUGAAAAAUGAUGACAUACAUACAGAUUUUUUUAAAGGCAUCAGUUUAAAAAUGGGGAAUGUACUACUCAAUAUGAUCUCCCUGUUCUAAAAUCACAAGGAACAUAAGCUAAAAAUGAAGUCUCAAGGAUUCUAGCUCACUGACUAGCACACAAACAUGUGCAAUUUCUGGUACUUAAAGCACUAAAGUUAUGUUGCUCUUUAUAUCGCCCCCUCUGUUGUCCCAUUUUCUUAUGCACCAAAAUGGUGGUGUCAAAUCAAGUAUGCAAAUUACGUCCUUACAACUGGAGUUUUAUGUUGUGUUGCCAUUCUUUUCAUCACAAAUUGUUUUUAUUGUGUAAUAGUUAUUAAAGACUUCAUUCUUGUUACUUUUUAAAAGGGAAAAGGAUGUAAUAAUUCCUGUAUGUGUCUUAUCAUUCCAGUUUCUGAAAACAGCCAGUUUUCCUCCCCCUACCCCACUUUUCUUUUGAGAUUCUCCAAAAUGCUGCAAGGCCAGAACCACAACUGUCAGGUGCCUUCCUUUGGAAAUAUUUGUCCUCUCUUCUGUGAAGAGAAUUGUACUUAGGACUCUACUAGUAGUGCUUUGUCAGUACCAGUCUGAAUGCCCACUCUGAUGGUGUGCAGUAAGUAAGGUUUUGAAUCUCACCUGGAAAUUGUGAUAGAACUCUCACAAAAGAAACCCAGGGCAUUACAUGUUGACAGAGAAGUCUGUGGCGUGUG